ACAGCACGUUGGGCUAAAAGAAGCAUGGCGGACGAGAGCCGGGUGAACGUGGAGGAAAACACCGCUGAAAGUGUCGAAGGUUUAAGUAGCGACGAAGAAGAACUGGUUAAUGACGAAGAAAGUGAGGAGACGGUGAAGACCUUCAAAGACCUGGGUGUUACCGAGGUUCUGUGUGAGGCUUGUGAUCAGCUGGGAUGGAAAAGUCCAACAAAGAUCCAGGUGGAGGCUAUUCCAGUGGCUCUGCAAGGGAGGGAUGUUAUCGGCCUGGCAGAGACGGGUUCGGGGAAGACCGGUGCUUUUGCUCUGCCUGUCCUCCAGUCGCUGCUGGCUUCACCUCAGAGGCUCCACACGCUCAUCCUGACGCCCACCAGAGAGCUGGCCUUUCAGAUCUCGGAGCAGUUCGAGGCUCUGGGCUCCAGCAUCGGGAUUAAAUGUGCUGUCGUAGUUGGUGGGAUUGACAUGAUGGCCCAGUCCUUAGUGUUGGCCAAAAAACCUCAUGUUGUUAUUGCCACUCCCGGCCGGUUGAUAGACCACCUGGAGAACACAAAGGGCUUCUCGCUCCGAGCUCUGAAGUUCCUGAUCAUGGAUGAAGCGGACCGGAUCCUCAACAUGGACUUUGAGACUGAGGUGGAUAAAAUCUUGAAGGUGAUUCCAAGAGACAGACGAACCUUCUUGUUUUCUGCCACCAUGACCAAAAAAGUGCAGAAACUAGAGAGAGCAGCUCUGAAAGAUCCUGUAAAAUGUGCAGUAUCUACAAAAUACUCCACAGUGGACAAGCUGCAGCAGUACUACAUCUUCAUACCUUCCAAAUACAAGGACUGUUACCUGGUGUCCAUCCUGAACGAGCUGGCGGGUAACUCCUUCAUCAUUUUCUGCAGCACGUGCAACAACGCCCAGCGGGUGGCGCUGAUGUUGAGGAACCUCGGCAUCACCGCCAUCCCUCUUCAUGGACAGAUGAGUCAGAAUAAACGUCUUGGAGCUCUCAACAAGUUCAAGUCCAAGUCUCGCUCCGUGCUGCUGGCGACAGACGUGGCGUCAAGAGGACUAGACAUUCCCCACGUAGACUGCGUCAUCAACUACGACAUCCCCACUCAUUCAAAGGACUACAUCCACAGAGUUGGGCGAACAGCCAGAGCAGGCCGCUCGGGGAAAUCCAUCACCUUCGUCACACAGUAUGAUGUGGAGCUCUUCCAGCGAAUCGAAAGCCUGAUUGGAAAGAAACUUCCUGCUUUCCCCACUCAGGAGGAGGAGGUGAUGAUGCUGGUGGAGAGGGUGAGCGAGGCGCAGAGGUUCGCCCGGCUGGAAAUGAAGGAACAAGGAGACAAAAGGAAGAGGCCCAAAGGUGGAGACGUAGAGGACGAUGACACAGAACAAGCGAGCGGCGUGAGGAAGAUGGUGAAAGGAGGACCAGGGGGAGGAGGACGAGGAGGACCAGGGGGAGGAGGACGAGGAGGACCAGGGGGAGGAGGACGAGGAGGCGGGAAGAAGAAGGGUGUAGGAGCCUGGAGAGGAGGGCGCUGACGCAUCCGCCUGUAAUAAAAUGUACAUAACCACGAG
Molecule: messenger RNA, 1557 nt
Organism: Nematolebias whitei (Rio pearlfish)
Lineage: Eukaryota; Metazoa; Chordata; Actinopteri; Cyprinodontiformes; Rivulidae
Gene: ddx47
Product: DEAD (Asp-Glu-Ala-Asp) box polypeptide 47
Exons: 12
Coding region: 25-1521 (498 amino acids)
Molecular function (GO): ATP binding; nucleic acid binding; RNA helicase activity
Source: RefSeq, a predicted model, not a curated record